GCGCAAGGCGGUUUGAUGGCGGCUCCGCCCUGCUCCGCCCGCUCGCCAGUGAUGGUCUGGUCCUCGCCAUGAAGAGUCCUCGCUCCGGGUCCUCGUCGGGCCACAGUCCGCAGCACCUCCAGGACCAGCAUGAGGAGUACCGCGACGGCUCCUCGUGCUCGCCGCGGCCGCUGUCGCUGUGCCUCAACUCGGCGUGCCCCCAGCAGGGCGGCGGCCAGGGCGGGCACCAGGGCGGCUCCAUGACGGCGUCCUCGGGCCCGCCCCCGCCCGCCGCCAUGACCCCCGGCAGCCUGGUCAGCACGCACAUGGGCGCCGGCCACCUCGUCAUGGGGCCGGGCGCCUUCCACUUCGGGCCGCUGACGCCGCCGCCCAGCGCCGCCCCCGCCGCCCCGCAGCAGCAGCAGCAGCAGCCGCCGUCGUCGGGCGGCUCGGCCAAGAACCGCGGCGCGCUCGGCCUCACCUGCGUCGUCUGCGGCGACAUCAGCUCUGGCAAGCACUACGGCAUCCUGGCUUGCAACGGCUGCAGCGGCUUCUUCAAGCGCAGCGUCCGACGGAAGCUUAUCUACAGAUGUCAGGCCGGGACGGGGCGUUGCGUCGUGGACAAGGCCCACCGGAACCAGUGCCAGGCCUGUCGCCUCAAGAAGUGCCUCCUGAUGGGGAUGAACAAGGACGCCGUGCAGAAUGAGCGGCAGCCGAGGAACACGGCCACCAUCAGGCCCGAGGCGCUGGUAGAGAUGGACCAGGAGCGAGCGCUGCGGGAGGCGGCCGUGGCCGUCGGCGUGUUCGGACCGCCUGUGGGACUGGCGAUGGGCUUCUCGCCGGUGAGGUACGGCCAGGGCGUCCAGGGGGUGACGCUCCCGCAGCCUAGCCCCGCCAACUCCAAGGAGGACGUCGACGACGGUGACGACGACAGCAUCGACGUGACCAACGAGGACACGCUGCCGGCCGACAACCGGCACCACCACCACAACUCGGAGUCGGCCUCGCCCAGCGGCGGCCAGGGCUCGCUGGGCAGCGAGCGCGGCGACGGCGGCGGCGGCGGCGCGGCCAACGGGCUCGGACACGGCGGCCUCGGUGGCGGCGGCCUCGGCAGCAUGGUGUCGCCGCCCAUGGGGCUGCCGCUGUACCCGCCCAUGCACGAGACGGUGCACGAGACGGCGGCGCGCCUGCUCUUCAUGGCCGUCAAGUGGGCCAAGAACCUCCCCUCCUUCGCCAGCCUGCCCUUCAGAGACCAGGUGAUCCUGCUGGAGGAGUGCUGGUCCGAGCUGUUCCUGCUCAACGCCGUGCAGUGGUGCCUGCCGCUGGAGCACGCGCCGCUCUUCUCGCCGCAGGAGCACCAGGCCCUCAACGGCAAGGGCUCCGGCUCCAGCCCGCCCGCCGGCACCGCCGCCGACGUCCGCGUGCUCAACGACACCCUCCUCCGGUUCAAGGCGCACGCCGUCGACCCGGCCGAGUUCGCGUGCCUCAAGGCCAUCGUCCUGUUUCGGUCAGAGACGCGCGGCCUCAAGGACCCCGGCCAGGUGGAGAACCUCCAGGACCAGGCGCAGGUGAUGCUGGGCCAGCACACGCGCUCGCACCACCCGGGCCAGGCGGCGCGCUUCGGCCGCCUGCUGCUGAUGCUGCCGCUGCUCCGGGCCGUCGGCACGCUCCGCAUCGAGGCCAUCUUCUUCCAGCGCACCAUCGGCAGCACCCCCAUGGAGAAGGUGCUCUGCGACAUGUACAAAAACUAAAACACUUAUAUGCACUGUUCCAAAUUUUGCGUCUUUGUUAUUGUUAUUUAUUUUAAAAGAAAAAGUCCCGACGGAGCGUUCCUUCCCCAAAAAAGUCUCGGGUGGUGGCUUGGCUGACUGUGGGGGGGUCUGUAAGCGAACGAUCUUCCUCCACCAAGGAAAAGAAUAUCGCUCGUAUUGUGGAAUUCACAAGAAAACAAGUCUUUAUAAAAUGUUUUCAUAGACUCAUUCACUUUACUUUGUUGGAUAUUGUAACACUAUUAGCAAAAAUUGUUGUUUGAUUUUUUUUUCAUUUUUUAAAGGUAAUUGGCAUGUGUGAUAGAGAUUUCAUCAUCUUUCUUUUUGUUGUUAUUGUCAUUUGUUAAAUAUGUGUAGAUAUCUGUCGUAUUGGAUGCUUUCGAAAUUA
Frankliniella occidentalis (western flower thrips) is the source of this 2136-nucleotide messenger RNA. It is a transcript of the gene Hr51, whose product is annotated as photoreceptor-specific nuclear receptor. Bases 69 to 1730 code for a protein of 553 amino acids. The transcript has 8 exons. Gene Ontology annotation, biological process: anatomical structure development; cell differentiation; positive regulation of transcription by RNA polymerase II. Lineage: Eukaryota; Metazoa; Arthropoda; Insecta; Thysanoptera; Thripidae. Gene Ontology annotation, molecular function: nuclear receptor activity; zinc ion binding; RNA polymerase II cis-regulatory region sequence-specific DNA binding. The record is from RefSeq and is a predicted model, not a curated record.